Messenger RNA from Lodderomyces jiufengensis, 1521 nucleotides. RefSeq names its product nucleoporin (gene GLE1). NCBI's taxonomy places the organism in Eukaryota, Fungi, Ascomycota, Pichiomycetes, Serinales, Debaryomycetaceae. Gene Ontology annotation, molecular function: phospholipid binding; translation initiation factor binding; inositol hexakisphosphate binding. Gene Ontology annotation, cellular component: cytoplasm; nuclear pore cytoplasmic filaments; nuclear pore. The record is from RefSeq and is a predicted model, not a curated record. Bases 1 to 1521 code for a protein of 506 amino acids. The transcript has a single exon. Gene Ontology annotation, biological process: regulation of translational initiation; regulation of translational termination; poly(A)+ mRNA export from nucleus.
AUGAAAUUUGCAGUGCCCGAUGAAUUAUUGGUCGCAGAGAUAGAUUCAAUUAAUAGUUUACCACCAAGUAUACUACGCCGUGCCAAAAAUGCAAAAAUUAGUCCUAUACUACCCCAGAAAUCAUCUUCAAAACAAGAAAAUGAUUUUAAAAAUAUGUUUGAAGCUAUCAGAAAACAUACAAACGAUUGGAUCGCCUCGAAAAACCGAGAGAUAGAACAAAAUCAACUAAAUACCUUACUUUCACUUGAGCAAGAAAACAAUGAGGCUAAUUUAAAUAUUUCAAUUUUAACAGAAAACUUUACAAAAAAGAUAAAUAUACAAGAUCUUGAAGUAGGUAGACUAAUAGAAGAAGAAAGGGAGAAGAAAAGGCUAAGGGAAGAAGCAGAAAGACUUAGAAAAGAAGAGGAACAACGAUUGAAACGACUUGAAGAAGAAAGAAUACGGAAAGAAGAAGAAGCAAAGAGGGAACAAGAACGUAAAAGGCUAGAAGCUGAAAAACUUAAAAAAGAACAAGAAGCGCUACGUCAAAAACAAGAAGAACAAGAAAGAAUAGCGGCUGAGAAAGCCAAACAAGAUGCUGAAGCAAAAGCUAAAUUGGAUAAACAAAAACAGUUGGAACAACAAGAAGCUCAAAAUAAUUCAUCAACUAAUUUCUCCCAAAUUGAAAAACAAUUUCUUAAAUAUAAACAAGAUAUAGUCGAUAUUAAAAAGAACGUUGUUGAAACAUUAAAGGAAAACAAAGAAUUGAAAAAACAAGUUAAUCAAUUUAAAAGACAAAUUAAUCCAAAAUUUGGUCAAUUAUCAAAUUCAACACAACAUACAAAUACAAUAUGUCAAGAAAUAUAUGGAUUUGUUCAAAAAACUCAAAGCAAUAAAUUAGUUUAUGAAUGGAUUUUGAAUUUUAUAGCAAAAGCAAUAAUAGAUCAAGCAGAAACAGAAGUUAUAGUAAGACCAGUAGCAGCAAGACCAUUAGCAUUAUUAUCAUAUUUUUUAUUACAAAAUUUUCCAGAAUUCGAAUAUUUUUUAACUGCAAGAUUUAUUAAAAAAUGUCCAUACAUUAUUGGAUAUACAAGUAAUACUGAUUCAGAAGAAGGUAGAUUAAGAAUGGGAUAUAAGAGAAAUGAAGAUGGUAAAUGGGAAGAUGAUGUUAAAUAUGAUGAAAGAAUAUCUGGUAUAUGUUUAGUAUGGGCAGUAAUGACUCAUGAAAGAUCUGUUAAUGAAAGUAUUGGAAUAUAUUCACAACCUAGUUCAUGGCAAUUUAUUGCAAGGAUUUUGAAUACAAAUUUACUGUUAAUUAGAAAUACUCACUUUGAAUUAAUUGCCAAUUGGUGGGAAGGUACAGGUAGAGAACUUUUAGGUAUUUAUGGUGAACAAGGUAAAAAAAUUGCUUAUUUAAUGUUUACUCAAUUUAUUGGUGCUGUUUCUGAUAGAAGAUAUCCAUCUGCUGCAAGAUUACAUUUAGUUGGUGAAGAAUGGUUACAAAGAGGUAAAAUUGAAAGUCUAAAAAGUAUGGAAAGAUAG